Molecule: messenger RNA, 1010 nt
Organism: Carya illinoinensis
Lineage: Eukaryota; Viridiplantae; Streptophyta; Magnoliopsida; Fagales; Juglandaceae
Exons: 3
Coding region: 125-820 (231 amino acids)
Molecular function (GO): calcium ion binding
Source: RefSeq, a predicted model, not a curated record
AAAAAAUUAAUGAUAGUAAUCCAGUCGAAUUUUCUGUUCCAAAUCAAGUGGCUGCGAGAUAUUAACCCUUAUAAGUAGUACUCACGAAGCUCGAUCAAACUCAAAGGCCCUGCACACAGCAAUAAUGGAUCCAGCCCACCUCAACGAGUUACACGCAGCUGCUCGCGCAUACUAUCGCAAUGCCUCCCAGGACCUUCAGGAGAAAGCAUCGGCCUUCUUUCACGCGAUGGAUAUGGAUCGGAAUGGCCGAGUCAGCUUUUAUGAGUUUGUCACGUUCUUCCGAGAAUGCGGUUACAACUGGAUAGACGGCGACACGUUCAGGACGUUCGACCGCAACGGGGACGGUACCUUGGAUUUCUCCGAAGUCCUGGCGUUGUACUACACCAUGCAAACACGAGGUGUGUGGUGCCGAGCAUGCGGGGUGUGGCUAACGAGGCUGUAUUUUACAUGCCUCGCAUGCUAUGACAGCUGUGGCGACACCUACGAUCUCUGUCCCACCUGCUGUGCCGGCGAUGGCAUUAGCUUCCAGCACUGGCAUCCCUACAACUACUUCAUAGAUAGCUAUGUCUUGCUACGGGCCAGGAGAGGCCAGGCGCCUGCUGCUCCUCCUCCAAAUAUGAGUCUGGCACUAGUUCCUCGACCUGCUCCUCAACAUCCACCUGCAAGGUCCAUAGCUCGGUCGUCGAUCAGCUUCAAAAUCCACAAAGAAGUAGGGAAGCUUCGACCCACAAAGAGAAUUCAUGGUGAACAAAUUGAAGAGAACCCACGAAGAGAAUGUAACUUGGUUAUGUACGAGAAGCUCCACCCACGACACCCAUAAAGAUGAAGGGAGAAUCCAGCUACGAAGAUGAAGAAGCAUCUGUGUAUUUCUGUUCUUGUAUUAUAUUUAUAUUUUUCUUUUUUUAAUUAAAUUAGUUGAUGUGGUAUUGUCGAUUGCACCAUGGGGCAUUGUCGAUUGCACCAUGGUUACGCAUGGCUAUUGUCCAUAAAAGAACUGUUUCCCUUUGUUA